Megalops cyprinoides (Indo-Pacific tarpon) is the source of this 2668-nucleotide messenger RNA. RefSeq names its product tsukushi small leucine rich proteoglycan homolog (Xenopus laevis) (gene tsku). Gene Ontology annotation, cellular component: extracellular matrix. The coding region runs from base 362 to 1405 and encodes 347 amino acids. NCBI's taxonomy places the organism in Eukaryota, Metazoa, Chordata, Actinopteri, Elopiformes, Megalopidae. Gene Ontology annotation, molecular function: protein binding. The record is from RefSeq and is a predicted model, not a curated record. The transcript has 2 exons.
UGUGUGCGUUCGGCACAGCACGGAGGUAGAGUUUGCCACGGCUGCAAGUAAUUUGAUAUGUUGCGGCACCGGGAUCCUUACUGCCCGCCUCUAAGUCGGGUUGGCCGCGGGUCUGGCUGUCUGCAUAUUCCCAGCGUUGCCUCACUUGCGGGGCUUUUGUCUUGGGGAGCAGUUCCGUGAUUCACAAUUAACGGCAGUGCGCGCAUUGAGGCUUUUCUCCGUUGUCGCCUCCUGGCAAUCGCUUAAAAGUUUCGAAUGGAUUUACAGUAUGAAGCUCGCUGUUCGAAUUUGUGGAAUAAACUUAAGCAGUUUCUUGGGCUGAGGAAAGUGCGCGUUUGAUUCUUUGCCGAGUUUGGGCACCAUGGUGACCAUGCUGUGCGUUAGCAUCCUCCUGCCCCUCGUCCUCCAUGCCGCGGCAGUGCCAAGCUGCCACCCCGGAUGCCGCUGCGAGGUGGAGAGUUUCGGGCUCUUCGACAGUUUCAGCCUGACCAAGGUGGACUGCAGUGGGGUGGGCCCGGCUGCCGCCCCUGUCCCCAUCCCUCUCGACACCUCCUACCUGGACCUGUCCUCCAACUCCAUUCGCAGCCUCUCAGACUCCAUGCUGUCUGGGCCGGGCUACACCACUCUCGUCAGCCUGGACCUCAGCAGCAACCUCAUCUCCAGGGUAUCUGCCGGCGCCUUCUCCAAGCUGCGCUACCUGGAGAUGCUGGACCUCAGCCACAACUCCCUGGAGGAGCUGACGGACGGCUGCUUCUCCGGGCUCCCGCUGUCCGAGGUGGACCUCAGCAACAACAGGAUCCAGGAGCUCAGCCUGAACAUCUUCACCGCUAAGGGCCAGGGCCGCCCGAUCAGCCUGGACGCGUCCUACAACCUUCUGACCCGGGUCACCUGGGGCCCGACGGGGACCCCGCCCAACAUCAAGAGCCUGUCGCUGGUGGAGAACCGGCUCCGGGCAGCACCCAAGCUCCAGGGCAUUCCCCUGAGGUACCUGAACCUGGAUGGGAACCCCAUCGUCAGCAUUGAGGAUGAGGACUUUGCUGAGCUGAGGGACCUGGUCCACCUGUCCCUCAGCGGCCUCCCCGAGCUAUCCUUCGUCCGUCCCCGUGCUUUCCGAGACCUCCAAAGCUUGCAGGUCCUGGAUAUGUCCAACAACCCCAACCUGAAGGCUCUGAGCCCAGAGGUCUUCAGCGGGCUGGUGUCCUUGCAGGAGCUCAACCUGUCCAACUCCGGGGUGACCUCCCUGCCCAGUAACAUUUUAAGCCACUUACCAAGCCUCAGGAGUGCCACCCUGAGGCACAACAUUCACUGCUGGAAGGCACAGAAGCAAGGCCAGUUCCACAGGCAGAUCGGCCAGGCCAAGACUGACCAGAUACUCACCUGUGACAGCACAGGCGUCAUUUUGUGAGGUCAUUUGUCCAGAGGAACGCUGGGACCUUGAGCUGUGCCUUUCCUAAAUCGCCCUUUAGCAGCAGAAAAUAACUUUUAAUGAUCUUCCUGUUCCUGCCAAACUUGAUUGUUAUCUUAUGCCAUGUUUUGUUUCUGUGUUUUUUUGACAAAGACAAAGCAAUGUAUCUUUGCACAUAUUCCCUGAGACCCUCCAGGUUGGUCCCAGAGCUAUUGAAUUUAGUACAAAAGGUUAUCACGGACAUUAUGGAUGAGAAGGAGAGUGGAUCCCUAAAGAGGAGACACUGCUGCCCAUGUUGUUGGUACAUGUUAUGUAAAGGUGAUUGCACAUGAUUCUUCCAAAUGUGAAAAUGAUGUGGUAACUGAUUAUACUCUGCUCCAAUCCUGAAGCUGUAACAGUAUUAAUUUAUUAAAAAGUCAAUAAAACAGUCUGGCUAUUACGCAGAAAAGCAGUGCACAGAUAUAAACCUUGUAAGCAAUACCUAUCAAGAAAAUAGCCCUAUAAAUGAUUAAAGUCACAGUAAUUUUUACUGAAAUUCAGAUUUCUGUGUACUCUUAACAUGAUCAGCUUGGUGAGGUGAGAGGAGUCAGCACCUGAGGUGAAUGUGACUCCGGUUAGCAAUGGCAUUUUUAGAAAUCAAUGAAAAUGGCACAGUUACAGCAACUGAAAUAUACAAAAUGACACAGUGUUCCUGCACUGUUUUUUCAGAGGACAAAUAUUAACCAAAGGUCUACGUGUAAAUACUACAAGCAUUCAUUUACCAAUGAACGGUUUACUUAACCGCAGAAAGCACAGGCGGUGUAACCACAGUAAGGGGAGUCACUGAAAUCUAUGCAGAGAUGCACUAUGGGAAUUUAUCCUGAGUGGACAGCAAUAACCACAGAGGAGCCCUCGCAUGUGGGUUCUAGAGAUUGUGCUCACGACUGUUUGUGGACUGAGAGCCUUCUUUUAGACCAGAUAGAAUGUUUUUACUUACUAAAAACAUUGGCUGUGACUAAUUUGUAAUCAUAAGUGACAAUGUUCAAAUCUUCUGUGGUUUUCACAUUCCCUGCACCAUAUUCAUUUAUUUGUAUGACAUUAAUUUUCAUCUUUCAUUGGCAAACUCUGAGCAGUGGCCUUAACUAUGAACUGCACUAAAACUGUGCGAAGCCUAGCCAAAUUGUUGAUGGUCCAUUCAAGUAUAUGCUGAGUGCAUGUGGCUUUGUUUGUGGACUUUUUUGAAUGUGUGUGUGUGUGCGCAUGCGUGUCUCUGUGAGUUUGUAU